Lactuca sativa (garden lettuce) is the source of this 1136-nucleotide messenger RNA. RefSeq names its product short-chain dehydrogenase/reductase 1. Gene Ontology annotation, molecular function: oxidoreductase activity. Lineage: Eukaryota; Viridiplantae; Streptophyta; Magnoliopsida; Asterales; Asteraceae. Gene Ontology annotation, cellular component: membrane. The record is from RefSeq and is a predicted model, not a curated record.
UUCAGAACCAAACAAAAGGUUGAAUUCAAGACAAUGGCACAAAAAAGGAUUGCUGUUGUUACCGGUGGAAACAAAGGCCUUGGUUUAGAAAUAUGCAAGCAAUUGGCUAAAGAAGUCGUGGUGGUGUUAACUGCAAGAGACGAAAAGAGGGGCACCCAUGCUGUCGACGAAUUGCACUCCUAUGGUUUAUUGGAUGUAGUCUUUCAUCAGCUAGAUGUCACAAAUCCAGAGAGUAUUGCUUCUUUGGCGAAUUUUAUUGACACUCGGUUUGGAAAACUCGAUAUUUUGGUGAACAAUGCUGGAAUUAUUACUAAUAACGUUGACGGGGAAUUCUUUUGGAAUCUUAACCUUCUAAGUAAGAAAAUUGGUGAAAAGGCUUAUAAAAAGGCUUUUGAAAAGGGUGAGCAGUAUUUCAAGGAAGUUGUACCACAAACAUAUGAAGGAGCGCGAAAGUGUGUGGAAACCAAUUAUUAUGGAGCUAAAAAUGUCACUCAAGCCUUGCUACCACUUCUUCUUAAAUCUACCUUUCCAAAAAUAGUCAACAUCUCAUCCAAACUAGCGCAACUACAAUAUGUUCAAGAUGAAGGUGCAAAGAAGAUUUUGAGUGAUGUUGAUGGACUCACAGAGGAGGUGGUAGAUGGGGUUGUGAGUGAGUAUUUAAAGGAGGCUAAAGAUCAGGAAUUGUUGGAAAAGAAAGGGUGGUCUAAUAUUGCUUCCAGCUAUGUCAUAUCCAAAGUUGCUCUUAAUGCCUACACCAGGAUAUUAGCUAAGAAAUAUCCAUUUAUAUCUACAAAUGCAGUUACUCCUGGUAACCUUGAUACAGACUUCACUAGUUCUAAAGGAAUUUUCACGGUUGAAGAAGGUGCUAGAGGGCCUGUGAGACUAGCUUUGAUACCUGAUAGCGGACCUUCGGGUCAAUACUUUUUUCAAAUGGAAAAAUCAACAUUUUAAUAUGAAGAAUAAGUAUGAUCCUAGAAUCCAUAUGUACUUGAAAGCUUGGAUGCAUGACUGCUAAAUAGUUCAAAUAAAACGGAAAAAAUAAGUCGGUUGUAUUUUAUUUAUAAAAAAGUUAUGUAUUACCUUGUUCUAUUAUUUUGGUUGAGAAAAAGGCGAAUAUGAAAAUGAUCUUUAUGUCU